GCAAGACCCGAACCCGAUUCACCAAUGGAGAAAAGCAAAAACCCCUCUCAAAAACCCUAGCUCUCCACUCGUGAACACCAGAGGGAAACUCUAACAAUGGCUUCUCGCUUGCGUUCAAUCUCGAGGCCCGCUCUCUCUUUCAUGAAAUCGUCAGCGAAGAAGCCAACCAAUCCAUUCUCAUCUUCGUCGUCUCCUCUCCAGUCUCGCCCUCUUCAAUUCUCAAGGGUUUCGCGAGGAAUUGCGUCGUUGGAAUCGAUGCUGCCCUUCCACAGCGCGGUGUCGUCAGCUCGUCUGACGUCGAGAUUGGGGAUCGAUUCAGCGGGCGGAUCGAGGUCGCUAUCUCAGGGUACGCUCUGCAGUUCGAACCCAGGGAGCUAGGUGUCUCUGUACCUCGAUAAAAUGCCAAGAGAUUUAACGGACUUGAGAGCAAUUUUGUGAGUGGCUGGAUCCUAAUGCAGACCUUUUCAUUUCUUGUAUGAACUACAUUCUUAUAGCCCGCUGUCUUGUAUUAAGGUUACGUACCUUUGAUGUUUCUCUUGCAAAGUUGAAUUGUUGUGCAAACUAAUUAUUCAUAAAAAACCAUGAAAGGUUUUGUGUUCGGCACUCGUUCUUGUGAUCAGAAAUCACUUGUUCUGGUACAUAGUUGAUUCUUAUUGCUAUUA
Messenger RNA from Asparagus officinalis (garden asparagus), 662 nucleotides. RefSeq lists its product as uncharacterized. Lineage: Eukaryota; Viridiplantae; Streptophyta; Magnoliopsida; Asparagales; Asparagaceae. Bases 97 to 378 code for a protein of 93 amino acids. The record is from RefSeq and is a predicted model, not a curated record. The transcript is spliced from 3 exons.